UUGUUUGUUUUUUUUCCUUUAUUAUCCUAAAAAAAAGAAUGAUACCGGCCAAACGAACAUCCCAUUAUACUCAAGGAUCACCUCCUUCCAGUAGUCGAGAUUCACCCAUGUACUCACCACCUUACGAUGCUAGUCCUCCAUAUCCACAUAAACGUACAUCAAGUUCACGACGAUCAAGUACAACCUCAAGACAAGGAUCAGUAGAUCGUGAUGAAGAUAUGACAACAAGAACUGGUAUGCAACAAACACCAACAUCAACUCAAGAACCUUCAACAACGGAUGGUGUCAAUGAUAAGGACGAUGGUGAUGCUGAAGAAGAUGAUAAGGAUGAACUGGUUAUGGAUGAUGAUAUGCAUGCACAAAUGGAGAAAGCAAAAGAAGAUAUGAAAAUCUUAUUGGAAAAUUUUACAGAGGACCAAUUACAAAGAUAUGAAGCAUAUCGAAGAUCAGCAUUGAAUAGAACAAACGUCAAAAGAUUGGUCAGUCAAGUGAUGAAUCAGCAAUGUAGUCAAACAAUGGCGUUUGUGGUAGCAGGGUUUGCCAAAGUAUAUGUAGGUGAAAUUGUGGAAAAAGCUAGGGAAGUGAUGGAAGAAUGGGGUCAAAGUGGUGCCAUUCGACCUGAUCAUAUUCGUGAAGCUCAUCGAAGAUAUAAACAAUCCUCCUCUUCAUCCUCUGCGAUUGGUAAGAAAAUGUUGAAACGAUAAAUUAGAUGGUUUUUUUUCUUUAUGUGGAAAUCAAUAAACUUGUAUAUAUAUACCAUAUUGAAUGGAU
Messenger RNA from Halteromyces radiatus, 771 nucleotides. Its product is annotated as hTAFII28-like protein conserved region-domain-containing protein. The coding region runs from base 39 to 704 and encodes 221 amino acids. The record is from RefSeq and is a predicted model, not a curated record. Gene Ontology annotation, biological process: transcription initiation at RNA polymerase II promoter; RNA polymerase II preinitiation complex assembly. The transcript has 3 exons. Gene Ontology annotation, cellular component: nucleus; transcription factor TFIID complex. Gene Ontology annotation, molecular function: protein heterodimerization activity; transcription coactivator activity. Lineage: Eukaryota; Fungi; Mucoromycota; Mucoromycetes; Mucorales; Cunninghamellaceae.